UGUGCCUCACCACCUAAACACAUCCGCCCCCGCACAGCCCCGCCCCUGCCUUCCAGCGUCAGAGCCCCUGCGACCGCGCGACGUCAUCCGACGGUGACCCGAAGCUGUCACCUGAAACCUGUGGCAAUUAAGAGCUCGUAACUCUCCGUCCGGGGAUGUUCCAUGGGGCCUGCAGACUUGGGGAGGGAAGGAAGCGACUGAUCGAAUGAGCCAGGGAUUCCCCCCGGGCAGAUUAUAUGGCUCUCUACCCACUGAAAACUAUAAUGAAAGAGAAAUCUGUACACAUCUAAUAACGGCAUAUACGCUUCUUAAUGGUGUGGGAAAGAGCCAUGGUGUCAUGGAGAGGGAUAUAUUUUGUGCUUGCAUUGUUCCUGGGAAGUUUCUUUGGCAGCAUUUUUAUGCUUGGCCCUUUCCUCCCUUUGAUGCUUGUGUCUCCGAGAUGGUAUCGCUGGAUAACAGACCGGAUUGUGGCCACCUGGCUGACUUUACCCGUGGCCUUGCUGGAGUUGGUUUUUGGCGCAAAAGUGGUGAUCACUGGCGAUGGAUUCAUUCCUGGAGAAAGGAGCGUGAUCAUUAUGAACCAUCGCACUAGGCUAGACUGGAUGUUCUUAUGGAAUUGCUUGCUUCGCUACAGCUACCUCAGGCUCGAAAAAAUCUGCCUCAAAUCCAGUCUGAAAGCCGUCCCAGGAUUUGGAUGGGCCAUGCAGGUUGCUGCCUUCAUUUUUAUCCACAGAAAAUGGGAAGAUGAUAAAAAUCACUUUGAAGCGAUGCUGGAUUAUUUCUGUGAUAUAAAGGAGCAUCUUCAGAUUCUCAUAUUCCCAGAAGGGACUGAUCUGACAGAUAAUACCAAAGCCCGUAGUGAUGAAUUUGCAGAAAAGAAUAAACUGCAAAAAUAUGAAUACGUCCUACACCCAAGAACAACAGGAUUUACCUUUAUUGUGGAUCGUCUAAGGGAAGGUAACAACCUAGACGCUAUCCAUGACAUCACUGUGGCCUACCCCCACAACAUUCCUCAGACCGAGAAACAUAUCUUAAACGGAAACUUCCCCAAGGAAAUCCACUUCCAUGUCUGCCGAUACCCCGUCAGUAGCGUGCCCGUCUCUAAAGAGGAGCUUCAGCUCUGGUGCCAGGAGAGAUGGAAGGAGAAGGAAGAUCGCCUACGUGCCUUCUACCAAGGAGAGAGAUACUUUGAUGCCACCAGGCGCAGUAGAAUCCCACCGUGCAAGUCCGAGUUCCGUGUGCACCUAAUAAAGUUGGCAUCACUGCUGUACUGGACGCUGUUUCCCAUAGCUAUGAUUGUACUCUUGUACCUGUACAGCCUGGUGCGAUGGUACUUCCUGGUGGUUACUGUCCUUUUUGUCCUACAGGAGAAGAUUUUUGGUGGACUUGAGCUGAUCGAGCUGGCGUGCUACAGAUAUUACACCAGGAGGUAUAAGACAGGGUGAGCUCUGUGUCUGACGUCACAAGGGCUUUUGCAUGGAAAUCAACGAAGGUUUUUGUUUUUUCACCAUUAUUCUUUUUUUUUUCAAGGAACGCUUUCAACAUAGGAUUUAUCGAACAGACCUGUCAACCAGCCUUUAUUCUUAAAGUGACAAUUUCAUCACAAAGAACCUUUUUUUUAUUUACACCUGAAAUCAUGAGGAAUCUUUAUGUAACUAGAUUCGGGUCAAGUUCUAGCCACUUUGUAAUCGCAUAUAUCUCACUUUAUUUGUGUGGCCAUCUUAUUCAUUCCAGCAUCUUGCUGAGUUUAGAGCUAGCACUAGCUGUUAUUGCUUUAAAGACCCUACAGCACCAAGAGAUUAUGCGUCACUGCUAUCAUAUGCCCUUUUUUUAAUUUUUUCAUAUUUUUUUAUACAAGGCAAAAUGCUGCUGUGCCGUUUCCCGACGGGUGAUCAAGUUUGUAUUUUUAAAGAAGAAAACCUCAGUGGUUCUUUGAGGGAUGCAACAAAUAUACUAUUUUGGAUUCGGCCGAACCCAGAAUCCUUCGCGAAAGAUUAGGAACCGAACCGAAUCCUAAUUUGCAUUAGGGGUGGAAAGGGGAAACAUUUUACUUACCGUAUAUACUCGAGUAUAA
This is a messenger RNA of Xenopus laevis (African clawed frog), 2074 nucleotides long. It is a transcript of the gene lclat1.S, whose product is annotated as lysocardiolipin acyltransferase 1. Bases 312 to 1445 code for a protein of 377 amino acids. Gene Ontology annotation, cellular component: endomembrane system; endoplasmic reticulum. The transcript has 7 exons. Gene Ontology annotation, biological process: phosphatidylinositol acyl-chain remodeling. Lineage: Eukaryota; Metazoa; Chordata; Amphibia; Anura; Pipidae. The record is from RefSeq and is a predicted model, not a curated record. Gene Ontology annotation, molecular function: acyltransferase activity.